Aspergillus homomorphus CBS 101889 is the source of this 255-nucleotide messenger RNA. RefSeq lists its product as uncharacterized. The record is from RefSeq and is a predicted model, not a curated record. The transcript is spliced from 2 exons. The coding region runs from base 1 to 255 and encodes 84 amino acids. Lineage: Eukaryota; Fungi; Ascomycota; Eurotiomycetes; Eurotiales; Aspergillaceae.
AUGUCCGCCCCCAACUCCGGCCGCCAGUCCCCCCCUCCCGAGAGCCAGACCGGCGCUCAGCAGCAAUCUCCUCCCUCCCAGGGCCAGACCGGCCAGACCUACUCGACCCGCACCGGUCAAGCUUCCCAGGAGCAGUCCGAGAACACCAAGUCGUCGUUGCAGAGCAACCCCAAGCAUCCCUUGGAGGAUGAUUCGGCGAAUGUCUUUGAUAUGAAGUACAAACUACGGGGCGAUAUGACGACUUUCUACGACUAG